AAGGAAAGAGAGGAGAGGGGAGGGAGGGAGAUGGGUGGUUCUGUUGAUCACGUGGGUAGAUAGCCUGCGGGUCACGUGGGGCGGUGCGCGCUCAGUGCGGCUGCGCCGGCCGGUAGCUGCAGCUGGAGCGGUGGCGUUUGGAGCAGACGCGAAACUGGAUGGCUUCUACAGGGAGCCAGGCCUCUGAUAUAGACAAGAUUUUUGGAUUCUUCAAUGAUGGCGAGCCUCCCACCAAAAAGCCCAGGAAGCUGCUUCCAAGUCUGAAAACCAAAAAGCCUCGAGAACUUGUGCUGGUGAUUGGGACAGGCAUUAGUGCUGCAGUGGCACCGCAGGUCCCAGCCCUGAAAUCCUGGAAGGGGUUAAUUCAGGCCUUACUGGAUGCUGCCAUUGACUUUGAUCUUCUAGAAGACGAGGAAAGCAAAAAAUUUCAGAAAUGUCUCCAUGAAGACAAGAACCUCGUCCAUGUUGCCCAUGACCUCAUUCAGAAACUUUCCCCUCGUACCAGUAAUGUUCGAUCCACAUUUUUCAAAGACUGUUUAUAUGAAGUAUUUGAUGACCUGGAAUCAAAGAUGGAAGAUUCUGGAAAACAGCUCCUUCAGUCUGUUCUCCACCUGAUGGAAAAUGGAGCCCUAGUAUUAACUACAAAUUUUGAUAAUCUCCUAGAACUCUAUGCAGCUGACCAGGGAAAACAACUUGAAUCCCUUGACCUUACUGAUGAGAAAAAGGUCCUGGAGUGGGCUCAGGAGAAGCGGAAGCUAAGUGUGCUACACAUCCAUGGGGUCUAUACCAAUCCUAGUGGCAUCGUCCUCCACCCAGCUGGAUAUCAGAAUGUGCUCAGGAACACUGAAGUUAUGAGAGAGAUUCAGAAACUCUAUGAAAACAAGUCAUUUCUUUUCUUGGGUUGUGGCUGGACGGUGGACGACACCACUUUCCAGGCCCUGUUCCUAGAAGCUGUCAAGCAUAAAUCUGACUUAGAACAUUUCAUGUUGGUUCGAAGAGGAGAUGUAGAUGAAUUCAAGAAGCUUCGAGAAAACAUGCUGGACAAGGGGAUUAAGGUCAUCUCCUAUGGAAAUGACUAUGCUGAUCUUCCAGAAUACUUCAAGCGACUGACAUGUGAGAUCUCCACAAGAGGCAGAUCAGGGAUGGCAAGAGAAGGCCAGCUAAAUGGUUCAUCUGCAGCACAUGGUGAAAUAAGAGGCUGUAGUACUUGAGCAAGCCGAAGUCGCCAUUAGACCAUGCUGUGGGGCCUUCCUGUGGAUGUGUUAACAAGCAAACGUGCGAGAACUCAGCACAGCUCCUAGGAAGUACCAAUACCCAGUGAAGCUCGGGGUAGAAUAGGGGUGGCAGUGUUGCACCUUCCCUCCAUGCUGGCUGUUUCUCCAUACUCUGCUGCCUGGUCCAGUUUAAUACCCAAAUGACAUCAGGACCCAAUGCAGCUCCUACCUACCCCAAGGCUGGACAGGCUUAUCUACACAGCAGACCAAUGUGAUGACUCCUGGCUAUGGCUCCAGCUCUGCAGGACUGGAAGAGCAAGAAGUCAUGGAGUCAGUGGGCUCUUGUUGCAGUUUUGUACUCCACUUGGUUUUUCAAUUGAGCUUAUGGCUUUUUUAAAACAUGACUCGAAGCUCUAGUUUUCUAGAUCUUUUACAGUGUACAGUAUUUUACAUAACUGAGCUGUAUUAAAAGCUUGUUCGUUUA
This is a messenger RNA of Rattus norvegicus (Norway rat), 1698 nucleotides long. It is a transcript of the gene Siral1, whose product is annotated as SIR2 antiphage like 1. Gene Ontology annotation, cellular component: Cajal body. The record is from RefSeq and is a predicted model, not a curated record. NCBI's taxonomy places the organism in Eukaryota, Metazoa, Chordata, Mammalia, Rodentia, Muridae.